Molecule: messenger RNA, 4834 nt
Organism: Drosophila albomicans
Lineage: Eukaryota; Metazoa; Arthropoda; Insecta; Diptera; Drosophilidae
Product: lachesin
Exons: 12
Coding region: 599-2263 (554 amino acids)
Biological process (GO): synapse organization; homophilic cell-cell adhesion
Cellular component (GO): neuronal cell body; plasma membrane; axon
Molecular function (GO): axon guidance receptor activity; protein binding
Source: RefSeq, a predicted model, not a curated record
UAGGCAGCACUCGACAUCAGACGCAAUUAGUAUAGACGUCGCAUACGCUGAAUACAUAAACAACCAACAGCUAUAAAUUUGCAACGCCCCAGGAAAAUGCAUUGCAGCAGAACAAGCAAUUAAAACAGAGACCGAGGUCCUGCACGAGUCCUGCCACACACAAAAAUACCGACUACAGAGUACCGUGUACUGUGUACCGCCUAGUGCCUGUCGGUUGUUGUCGUCUGUUGUUGGUUUUUUGGGCUCACUGUGCUCAAAACCUAUUUUGAAUAAUUAAAAUUCCGUAAGUGCUGCUGCAGUUGACGACAACAAAACUUUUGCAACAAUCUGCGGCGAAGGCAACAACCACAACCACGAUAACAACAACAACAAGGUGUGCAACAAUGAAAUAAUUAAUUCAAUGCACCUGAAUACGCCAGCUUACACAUAGAAGCUCCUUCAAAUCCAAUUGAGAACAAUAGCCACAAGCAAAGCAAAGAAAAGCUGAAGCAAAACAACAAAAGCAACAAACAAACAACGCGACGAACAAUUAAAGCAAAUACCGAAAACUAACUAACCAAUCAAGUGGAACAGCAAAAAGAGAGGCAACAACUGCAAAAUGGCGGAACACAGGCCAAUGUCAACAAUUAGCCAAUGCAAGGAUAACCAAAGACAUAUCCGCAAGAGGACACAGCUACCUGUCCUGCCGCGCUCUCUGUCCAUUGUCAUCGCAUUGAUGCUGCUAUCACAGCAGCUCUGGGAGAGCGCAUCCGCCCAGGGUCUUAUGACCAAGCACGAGCCGAUGUUCAUAUCACGUUCGGAGACAUUCAAAUUCAUUGCCGGAGACAUAAUAGUGCUGCCCUGUGAAGUGGCCAAUACGGAACCUUAUGUAGUUGCCUGGAAACGUGGCAUCGCCAUCCUUACCGCCGGCUCCGUCAAGGUGACACCCGAUCCGCGUGUGCGUCUGGUGAGCGGCUUCAAUCUGCAGAUACGUGACGCUGUGCCACAGGAUGCCGGCGAUUAUAUUUGCCAAAUUGCCACUAUGGAACCUCGCGAAAUUACACAUACCGUCGAGAUACUGGUGCCACCAAGGAUUCAUCACAUUAGCACCGGCGGACAUUUGCAAGUCAAAAAAGGUUCAUCAGUGCGCAUUGAGUGCUCGGCCUCUGGUAAUCCAACGCCAAAUGUGACUUGGAGCCGCAAAAAUAAUAUUUUGCCCAAUGGAGAAGAGAAGCUGCACUCGCACGUCCUGUCCAUCGAGAAUGUGGAUCGUCAUAAGGGCGGCGUCUACAUAUGCACCGCCAACAAUGGUGUCGGCCAGCCCGCAUCCAGUCAAGUCGUCCUGCACGUCUUAUACCCACCAGAAAUCUCCGUGGAGCGUCCCGUUGUCUUCUCCGGCGAGGGACAUGAGGCGAUGCUCGUCUGCAUCGUGCACGGCGAAACACAGCCUGAGGUAAUUUGGUUCAAAGAUACCAUGCAAUUGGACACCACCGAGCGCCACAUCAUGGAGAAUCGCGGCUCACGUCACACGCUGAUUAUACGCAAAGUGCAUCCGCAGGACUUUGGCAACUACUCCUGUGUGGCUGAGAAUCAACUUGGCAAGUCACGCAAAACUUUACAGCUCAGCGGAAAACCGAAUGUUGCCGUUUUUAAUUCACCAGCAAUCAGUCAAUACAAGGACAGAUACAACAUCUCCUGGGCAGUGGACUCGCAUACACCCAUCGAAGAGUACAAGUUGUCCUUCCGCAAGCUGCCACAAGGACAUGAGGUCGUUGACAAUGCCAUUGACUCGCAAUCCUCGCUGUCGUCAUCGUCAUCAUCAUCGUCGUCGUCGUCGUCCCACUCAUCCCAAAUGUACGGCUCUGCCACCCACAAUCAUCGCAUUGGCAGCAACUUGGGUAACUAUGGUGGCUAUGGCAAUCUGAUGCACUGGGGUCACAAUGAUUGGCGCGAUGUUGUGCUCCCUGCUGUCCCCCUCUCACACCACUACACGCAAGGCAUGAGCUACAUGGUGCGCGGACUUGAUCCCGAUCAACAGUAUGAGGCCACAGUGCAGUCCCGCAAUCGCUAUGGCUGGAGCGACUUGACCAACAGUUUUUUCUUCUCCACGUCAUCAAAUGAUGUACUUGUCGAUCUGUCAACAUUCUUAAAUCACGGUCAGUCAGAUAACGAGAUGCGAGACCUGAGUGUAACGUUCUAUGGCAGCGGCGCUGUGAAUCGACAGAAACUGAGCCUCAUCACAUUAAGCGGAGCCACGCUGAUGCUGCGAUUAAUCUUGGCUUAGAUCUAUAGUACCAUCUACAAAUUAGUUUAAUUUGAUUUAAGUAACGAAUUUCACCGCCAAUAGCAUUAAAAUGGAUGGGUUAUGAUUUGAUCAGUUAUCACAAAGCAAAGGAACAAUAUUCAAAACACAGUCGAGUUGUAACUAGCUUAAGGACAUAACAUAAUACGAGUAUGUACUGCAAAAACACAUAAAACAUUAUUUCUCUCAAACGCUCUCAAAUUUUGCAUUUUCAUCCAACAAACAACCAAACAAACAUUUCAUAUGCAAAAGAACUUUAUUCGAAUGGAAAACACUUAAGCAAGUAACAUUUAAAUGGAACCAUAUAAGUAUACAUACUUACUUACGAUACAAUCAAUGUAAUAGCAUAAGACAUAAGCGAGACACUGUGCAUUCUAGAGAUGGCACUCACUGUGCAUAUAAAAUCAUAAUUACCCAUAAAUACAUUCAUACGAAAACAUUUCAGCAUUUCAGCACUCGAACAACACGUAACUCAAAUUAAGUGUAAAUAGAUUUUAUUGCAUACUUUUAGGAGUAGGCAUCAAUUGCACCAAAGAAAGUAAAACCGACAAAACCAAAGACAACCUAAUGAAGAGCGACGAUGAUUUAAUUGAUAUAAAUAAAUACACACACACAUGCACACUUGCACACACAAUCUCUUGCAUAGUUUGUAUCUAUAAUAAUGUUUAGUUAAACAGCAGAUAUGCUAGUGUGUGUGCGUGUGGUUGUGUGUGUGUCGUAAGUAUCUGGUAUCUUGUAUAUGUUAAUUUAAUUAACAUUCCAGAGCAUAGCCAAUUAUUCAUACUUACACACAAAAGCUGCGCAACUAAGUGUAUUUUCUCAUUCUAACACAUUCAUUUCCAUAAUUUAAGAUGAAAUUGCAACUGAAACAAUUUCGGUUUGAAUUUCCAAUUACGAAAUGCUAAACGCAUAGUCGCAGUUUUUCAAAGCUUUUUGCUAUUUUGAUGUCUGCAUGUAGAGUAUAAAACUAUGUCUGUAAUUAAGUAGCAUAAAUUAGCAACAAAGUAAUCGAAUACAUUUUGAUUUCUAUUUGUAAAUUACAUAAAUACACUUUGACACACUCACACACUCACACACUCAACACUCAAAACUCACUCUUAGUCUAAUGCUUUGUAUUACAGUUAGCGAGUAAGUGUAAAUAAUACGAUUUGAAAUUGGAAAAGCAGCUUAAAUGGCCAAGUAAUGGAUAUAUAAAUAUAAAUAUAUUUAGCAAAUGAUAUUUAUACAAAUCUUAAAUGCAUUCAACUAUAAUAUUGAAAUAGGGUGUUGCGGUCAUGGUGAUUUGUUUCUUCCAAUAUUCCAGUAUUUCUUUUGUAAAUAAAUCGCACCCAAUUCAACAAUGUACUCAAAAAAAACAACUUCUUAAAUGUACUUUUUUAGAUAAGGAAACUACACAAAAUGUUGCUUUAUAAGGCAGAGGCACCAUUCUCGCAUUUGGUUUAAUGAAAGCUGGCACCUGACCGAGCACCCUGUAUUAUCAGUUUUAGCAAAUUUAAAGCUAGGUAAAAUAUUCACUUUAGUCAAAUGCAUAAGUAAAAUCAUAUAAAAUAAAUUAUAAAUUAAAGAAAUGUAUGUAAACACGUAAAUUGAUUUAAGACAUGCAAACAAAGCGAAAAACAAGAAUGAAAACAAAUAAACAAUUUACUCAAACAGCUUUUAAAAGAUUUAAUUAAAACGAAACAAAAAGUCAUUUGAAUGCACAAAGGGCUGCCAAUAAAAAAUAAAGUAAAAAAACAUACAAAAAAUAAUUUAAAUUGCAAAAAGAAACGAAAUGAAAGGAAAAGAAAAGAAAUGAAAAGAAACCACAAAAUGGUAUAAAAUUGUAUGUUUACUUAAAUCUCAAGGCCAAAAUGAAGAACGAGCAAGGCAAGCGUAUUUAUAAUUAUAUUAAUAUAUAGUGCGUCACAGAUAUAUAUAUGUAUAUAUAUACCAAUUAUUCGUAUAUACAUACAUACAUAUACUUGCAACAAAAUGAAAACGAAAAGCAAAACAAAGAAAUGAAAUCGACAUAUGAAGAAAGAGAACACUUAAAUAUUAUUAACGAUGCAAUUUUUUUGCCAUUUUCAAAAGUAAUAUUUGCGAUUUCGUUUCCCAUUUCCCCCAAAGUAAAAUAUCCCUCAAUUCCUCGACCCCACCCCGUGUCCCACUGCCCAUUGUCCCAUUGCUUGGGCCUACCCAAUGAUAGGUAAAUACAAUUUAUAAUAUAAAAAGAUGUUCUAGUAUAUACAUAUAAAUAUAAAUAUAUGUGCGUUUGUAUGUGUAAUUUACAGCAUUUAGUUAUAUGUAAACUUAAACUUAAUUGUAUUUAGUUUAUGCAAUAAUAAACCAAACCAAACGAAAUCUGUGUACAACUCUACUUUCCGAAAUCAAUAGUUGAUUAUGAUGAUGAUGAUGAAGACGUUGAUGAUGAUAACCCACAAAAUGAACAUUUUUCUGCAUUCGAUGUAUAUGUAUAUGUGACUAGAAGCGUACUCGUAUGUGUAUGUAUAUGUAUAUUUGAUUAUUUUGUAAACAUUUUUCAAACAACUACAAAUAAAUAAAGUCUAUAUUAAC